This is a messenger RNA of Amphiprion ocellaris (clown anemonefish), 3135 nucleotides long. RefSeq names its product translocase of inner mitochondrial membrane 29 (gene timm29). The coding region runs from base 100 to 873 and encodes 257 amino acids. The record is from RefSeq and is a predicted model, not a curated record. Lineage: Eukaryota; Metazoa; Chordata; Actinopteri; Pomacentridae. Gene Ontology annotation, biological process: protein insertion into mitochondrial inner membrane. The transcript is spliced from 2 exons. Gene Ontology annotation, cellular component: TIM22 mitochondrial import inner membrane insertion complex.
CUCGGACGCCAUUUUGGCUCCAUGUGAGCGCCCUGCUGGAUCACUAGGAUGUGAGUUCUGCCUGAAGGUGACCGUCUUCGGUGAAUAACAGCAGCUGGAAUGGCUUCGUUUCGAGUCGUGAGGAGAAAUCUCUGUGCUGCGGCUGAAGCAGCGGCUGCUCCGGUCAGCAGGAGCCGCUGGGAGAAGCUGAAGAACAGCAAAGCCGGUGUUUGGUGUCGCAGCUUGUUCUCUGACUAUAAGGAGGCGUGCAGGGAGAUGGUAGUCGGUGCCUGGGAGCGUCCGCUCAAAGCCUCGGUGUACGGGACUCUGCUGGGCGGCGCCUACGCCUGUUUCUACACUAAACCCGACCGAACGUCCUUCGAGGCCGACCUGCUGGAGCGCUCCAACCAGCUGGGGCUGCUGUCGCCGUGGAUACGCAGCGGAACCUCCGACGGCCACGUACAGAGCCUGGUGAAGCUUCGUAACGAGGGUCGGCUCCGUCACGCCAGCCUGGGCCUCCUCUCCUUGAUGUACCGCGCCGACUACGACCCCGACGCCACGCUGUACGAGGCCCAGUGCUCCAACCUGUCGGUGCCCUGGAGGGAGCUCCCUCACAGGGUGCUGGACGUCGGGUUCGCCGGGCGCUGGUGGAUCCUGGACUCAAAGAUGAAGGACUACGAUGUAAACGAGGCGGAAUUCAAGCGCCUGCCGCUGUACAUGCAGGUAACGUCAGCACCCAGCGUUCAGGAGGUGGAAAGGAAUGAAAGGUUACACAGAGAGUCCUGGUUACCGCUGACAGUGGAGGACGAGGAGAAAGAAACAAAUGUGGAGGACGAGAUGGAGAGUGAAGUGAGACCAGUACAAGCAGUGGUGGAGGAGCAGACUCAAGCUUGAACUGAGUGGAUUUCACACAUCAGGACAAAAACAUGCUGUAUGUAAGACUGUAUGAACCAGGACUCUGUCUCAUUUCAUGCAGAGCUGGAUUCAUCAAACUGGCAAAAUAAAAAUUAAAAAAAAGCAUCUGUGUUAAGAAAUCCUUUGAGGGGUUUUAAGAUCCAAAUCUAAGUUAGAUUUUCAAUUUCUGAUGCACUUUUCCCCACAUUUCCUUUUCUGGUAGUUUAAAAAUAUCAAAUACUUUCCGAGACAAAAGUUUUUUGUUUUUUUUUAAUUGCAUGUCGACUCUCUUUCUGCAUCCUUUUUCCACAUUGAAAUGUGAGUUUUUGUCUGAGCAACAAUACUUCAGUAACUAUUAACGUCUUGAUGCUGAUCGUCGUGAAUUUGCAGAGACAGUGUAUCCAUUCCCCCAAUGCCGGUUUGUACAUAUUCAAUACAUACCGAGGAACCUUUUGCAAGCACUGGUUUCUGGUAGGACCGAAAUUAUUAUAUAUCUGUUAUUUUCAUUAUUAUUAUUAAUCUGUUCAAUGUGUAAUAGAUAAAUCAACAAUCUCCACUUCGUUUAGCAUUAGCAGGAAAGCAAAAACACAAAUAUUUUUUGUAAUAUACUUGUAAAUAAAUUCAGGCAUCAAGGGGUUAAAGAAAAGGCUUGAUUUUUAAAAAAACUUACAUCUCAUAAUGCUAUUGAUUAAAAAUAUCCAAUAUUGAACAGUUAGAUCAGAUAGUCUCUGAUUAUGUGAGCUGAAAUGUGAAAAAAACUUUGACGCCAUCAUUUAAAGUCCCAUCUUUGAGCGCAGUAACAGCAAAAAUUGAUCAUGUAGAAGGGAUAUUUUCUGAACCAUAUGCAGCUGUAAGUCACAAUAAUACAAAACAUUUAGAAAAACUUUUAUUUUAAAAGACUUGGUCACAAAAAUGAGCCUUGAUUUAAGAGUUUAAAAGUUCCUGAUAUGACGUUGUCAUGUCAGCACAGCGUUAAAAUUCAAUAAAACAAGUGCAUCAAUGGGCAGUUUUAGAAAAUAAAUAUUUAGAUAGAUAGACUAUAGAUAGAUAGAUAGAUACUUUAUUAAUCCCGAUAAUCCUCAAGUAUUCAGCAGUUUACAUACAACAACUUGCUGUACAAUACUCUCAACAAAACACUUCUAAUUGUAAAAUCUAUAGAAAUACUGAUUGUAUUAAAAGUCAGUAUACAAUAUUUACACAUUUCAAGGCACAAUGAUAUAAAAUGAUUUAAGUGAGUUUAUUUGGAAAGUGAUGUAUCAAUAUAAAACUUUACAGAUACCCAUUCUACAUAUCUAAAGAUUAUGUCAAAAAUAUUUAUAGCAAUUUAGAAAUGGAAUGACCCUCAAGCAUUUAUGAAGUGAGACCAGUGGGUAAAGAUCAUAAAUAGCCUGGGCUUUCUGGUAUAUAUCUGUGGUUAGUGUUAAAGUGUGUGUGAUGCAGCACUUCUGUCUUCAUGUGAGAGGAUUCAUGGUGAUAGUAGGUACAGUACGUCACUCAGCUCCUCAUGACCCUCCUCACUGAUAACCACCAGGUGAAGCAGAUUACACCUUGACGAGGUCAGAGGUCACCUAAAGCGACUUCAUGUCAGCAGCUACCAGAUGUCAUGUGGAGGAAGCCGCAGGUCAGAGGCCAAGCUGUGGUUUAAGAGUUAAACUGAUCAUCUGCUGCUGGGUUUCUGUUCACUAGACUAGUGGUGUUACUGGAUGGAUUCUACCACCAGAGGACGCUCUACUGCUAAAUAUUAACAAUAAUAGGAUGAGCCCAGCCCCAUCAGCGUUCACUGUAGCAUUUAACCAGGAUUUCACGCUCCAUAAUGCACUAAUGUGGAACAAGGAAUAUAUACAGCGAAACAGCGACGUAGAGACAAUAUCACGCAGAGAGGAGAACAGUUAUAUAAUGGAGCUGCACAGUCUCUUAUACAAAAUGCUGGGAGUCCAGUUUGAUUUUUAAAAGGCUGACAACAUGCACACAAAACAGAUUAUCAACACUGGGGGAAAAUAUAUCACAGCUGCCAUGCAGGAUUAAUGAAGAGAACUAUUCGGAAUGGUUUGACAUUUAAGGAAAUUGUGUGUUUGCUUUUUUUUGCUGAGAGUAACUGGAUAACAUCCUCAUGCCUGUAUAGUAAAUAUGGUCAGGAGGCACUUAGCUUAGCAUAACAACUACAAAUGUUGACAUAGCUAGCUUGUCUCUGCCCAACAGGGAUAAAAUUUGAUGUCUAAUGCUUCUUGUGUGGAGGUUUAAUAAAACAAGACAUGUUCACUA